This is a messenger RNA of Dioscorea cayenensis subsp. rotundata (Guinea yam), 2739 nucleotides long. Its product is annotated as potassium transporter 23-like. The record is from RefSeq and is a predicted model, not a curated record. Lineage: Eukaryota; Viridiplantae; Streptophyta; Magnoliopsida; Dioscoreales; Dioscoreaceae. Gene Ontology annotation, molecular function: potassium ion transmembrane transporter activity. Gene Ontology annotation, cellular component: membrane. Gene Ontology annotation, biological process: potassium ion transmembrane transport.
CCCAAUCAUUCACUUCCUUCUGAUUCUUGAGAGGAAGGAGGAGGAGGAGGCGGAAUGGAGGAGGAUGUGAUCGAGGAAGCAAGUGCACGUUUGACGAGGUCGGAGUCCAGGUGGGUAGAUGGCAGCGAGGUGGACUCUGAGUCGCCGCCGUUGUCACUCCAAGAAGCGUGGAGCACGAUGCAUGAGGGCUCACCCAGUGGGGGCUCGUUCCGGAGAAGGUUGUCUAAGAAACCUAGGAGAGUUGAUUCCUUGGAUGUUGAGGCUAUGGGCAUCGCCGCCUCCCAUAAGCAUGGCCCCAAGGAUUUACCACUUUGGGGUGUGUUUGCAAUGGCAUUUCAAACUCUUGGUGUGGUCUAUGGUGACAUGGGCACAAGCCCUUUAUAUGUCUUCAGUGAUGUAUUCGCCAAGGUUCCUAUAAAAUCAGGAGAUGAUGUCUUGGGAGCUUUAUCAUUGGUUAUGUACACAAUUGCGCUCAUUCCUUUUGCAAAAUAUGUCUUUAUAGUGCUGAAAGCUAAUGAUAAUGGAGAAGGUGGCACCUUUGCAUUGUACUCUUUGAUUUGCAGGUAUGCAAAAGUCAGUUUACUUCCAAAUCAACAGCAAGCUGAUGAAGAUAUUUCCAGCUUCAGACUGAAGAUACCAACUCCUGAGUUGGAAAGGGCACUUUACAUAAAAGAUAAAUUGGAAAAAAAUUCUUUGUGGAAAACACUUCUCUUACUACUGGUUUUGACUGGAACAUCAAUGAUAAUCGGAGAUGGUAUUCUUACUCCAUCAAUGUCUGUAAUGUCUGCAGUCAGUGGUCUUCAAGGUGCUGUUCCUGGAUUUAACACAGAUGCAGUUGUUCUUGUCUCAAUAUUGAUUCUGAUUUGCCUGUUUUCCAUACAAAGAUUUGGAACUGGCAAAGUUGGUUUUUUGUUUGCUCCUGCUCUGGGACUUUGGUUCUUCAGUUUGGGUUCCAUUGGAAUAUACAACAUGUUGAAGUAUGAUCUCUCUGUGUUAAGAGCAUUUAAUCCAGCUUAUAUCUUUGUUUUUUUCAAGAGGAAUGGAGUAAAAGCAUGGUCAGCUCUUGGUGGUGUUGUGUUGUGCAUUACAGGAGCUGAGGCUAUGUUUGCUGAUCUAGGCCAUUUCUCUGUAAUAUCCAUUCAGAUUGCCUUCACUUGUGUUGUAUUCCCAUGUCUUCUUUUAGCUUACAUGGGCCAAGCUGCAUAUCUUAUGAAAAGUCCUAGUUCAGUAGAGAGGAUAUUCUACGAUUCUGUACCAGAUAUCUUCUUCUGGCCAGUAUUUGUGAUAGCCACCCUUGCUGCCAUGAUUGCAAGUCAAGCCAUGAUCUCAGCAACCUUUUCCUGCAUAAAGCAGUCUAUGGCUCUUGGUUGCUUCCCCCGGUUAAAAAUAGUUCAUACAUCUAAACGAUUCAUGGGCCAAAUCUACAUUCCUGUCAUCAACUGGUUCCUGAUGAUCAUGUGCAUUGCUGUUGUUGCCUCUUUCAGAAACACUACUGACAUAGCUAAUGCAUAUGGCAUUGCGGAAGUGGGUGUGAUGCUGGUGAGUACCACAUUAGUCACAGUGGUGAUGCUUCUCAUAUGGCAAACAAACCUGUUCUUGGCCCUCUGCUUCCCGGUGAUAUUUGGAACGAUUGAACUCAUUUACUUAUCUGCUGUCUUAACAAAAAUAAUGGAAGGUGGAUGGCUGCCACUUGUUUUUGCUUCCUGUUUUCUAUGUGUUAUGUACACAUGGAACUAUGGCAGUGUAUUGAAAUACAAGAGUGAGAUGCGGGAAAAGAUUUCGAUGGACUUCAUCCUUGAGCUUGGAUCCUCACUUGGCACUGUUAGAGUCCCGGGAAUCGGACUUGUCUACAAUGAGUUAGUUCAAGGUAUCCCAUCGCUCUUUGGGCAAUUCCUAAUCAACCUCCCUGCAAUUCAUUCCACCAUCGUAUUUGUUUGCAUCAAGUAUGUUCCUGUCCCAAAAGUUCCACAGGAAGAAAGGUUCUUAUUCCGAAGAGUAUGCCAAAAGGAUUUCCAUAUGUUCCGUUGCAUCGCUCGGUAUGGAUACAAGGAUGUCAGGAAAGAGGACCCUCACAUAUUUGAGCAGCGUUUGGUCGAUAGUCUCGAGAAAUAUUUGAGACGGGAAGCCCAAGAGCUUGCACUUGAAGUAAGCUCGGUUGAGCUAAGUUUGGACAACAUGUCAGCAAGUUCCUCAGACCGAAUUGUCCAACAUGGAAUAUUAGAACUCCAAGUUCCGUUACUGUCAGAUCAAAGGUCAGAAGUUGCUAGUUCUAGCAUUUCUGGUCCUGAUUGUCACCUUUCAACACUUCCAUCUAGUGCCGUGCCUUCAGAUGAGGAUCCCAGUUUGGAAUACGAACUCUCUGCUCUCCGAGAAGCUAUGGAGUCAGGAUUCACAUAUCUACUGGCACAUGCCGACGUGAGGGCGAGGAAGGAGUCUGUUUUUCUCAAGAAACUAGUCAUAAAUUAUUUCUAUGCUUUUUUGAGGAGGAAUUGCAGGGCAAGUUUUAGUGUCCCACACAUGAAUAUCAUCGAAGUCGGAAUGACAUACAUGGUUUGAACUAAAACUUGGUUCUCAACCUUCUGCUUCAUUAUUAUAUCUGAUUUUUGUAAAAAAGGUGCCAGGAGUGUAGGCAAGAUAAGAUGCCUUGUAAGAACCUCCUGGGAGGAACAACCGAACCUGAUUGUGUGUAGAUUUGUAGUGUAUUAUUAUUAUGACUAUAGUAUAAUGUGAAAACAAUGC